Messenger RNA from Cicer arietinum (chickpea), 2602 nucleotides. RefSeq names its product probable inactive receptor kinase At5g58300. Gene Ontology annotation, biological process: protein phosphorylation. Lineage: Eukaryota; Viridiplantae; Streptophyta; Magnoliopsida; Fabales; Fabaceae. The record is from RefSeq and is a predicted model, not a curated record. Gene Ontology annotation, molecular function: protein kinase activity; protein binding; ATP binding.
CCGAUCAUUGCGCUGCUGGCCACUCUAUUCUUUAUUCCUUUGCUAACAACUUUUUGUUUUCUCUUUGCUUAAUUGUUUUUUUAACUACAACAACUUUCACAACAAAAAAACAUAAAAUAGUUCACUUUCCUGAAUCUUGAGCCUUUUUAUUAUUAUUUUUGUACUAGUUGCUACUAUCUAUUUGGAAUCUCAAACUUCAAAUUCUCAUUCAUUUCAUUUCAUGCAAAUUCUCUGCAUUUUUGUACUUCUUUAUUCUCAUCAAAUCCAACACACGGCAAGUUUAAAGCAAGUUUCAUAGCUUCUGAGCUCUCUCAUGAAUCCUUGUGCUUCCUUUUUUAUUCCUUCCAGCAGGAAAAUAUGAAGGAUGGAAGAGGUUACAUUGAAUUCAAUUGUCAAUAUCUUAUGCGUUACAGUAAAAAAAUUCUCCAUGAAGUUCUACUCACCUUCAUUGCAAGUUUUCCUUUUCACCAUUAUUAUUCUUUCUCCUCUAGUUAUUGCUGACCUGAAUUCCGACAAGCAAGCCCUUCUUGAUUUUGCUUCUGCCAUCCCUCAUCGUCGCAACCUUAAGUGGGAUUCAGCUACCUCAAUAUGUACAGCUUGGGUAGGCAUCACUUGCAAUCCAAACCAGACUCGUGUUGUUUCAGUCCGGCUCCCUGGAGUUGGACUAGUAGGCACCAUUCCAGCCGAUACACUCGGAAAAAUUGACUCACUCAAAACUAUCAGCCUUCGCUCCAACCUACUCAGUGGAAGUCUACCUCCUGAUAUUACUUCUCUUCCGUCGCUACAAUAUCUCUACCUUCAACAUAAUAACCUUUCAGGCGAAAUACCUACCUCAUUGUCACCACAACUAAACACACUUGUUUUGUCAUACAAUUCUUUCACCGGUAGCAUUCCAAAGACAUUGCAAAACUUAACACAAUUAACUAGAUUGAGCCUCGAGAACAACUCGCUAUCAGGACAGAUACCAGAUCUUCAUGUCGAGCUUAAACAUUUGAAUUUAAGCUACAACCAUUUGAAUGGCUCUAUCCCUGCAAAUCUUCGUAGUUUCUCGAGUUCUUCCUUCGAAGGGAAUGCUCUCUUAUGUGGAUUGCCUCUAAAGCCGUGCUCUGUAGUCCCUCCUUCAUCUCCUCCUCCUGCAUUGGCUCCUGUAAGACACAAGUCCAAAAAUAAACUGAGUAAAGCAGCUAUCAUUGCAAUUUCGGUUGGUGGAGCCGUGCUAUUGUUGCUAGUAGCUCUUGUCGUUGUUCUUUGUUGUUGUUUAAAGAAAAAAGAUAAUGGAAGUUCUACUGCAAGAGUAAUUAAAGCAAAGGGUCCUAGUGGUGGAAGGACCGAAAAACCGAAAGAAGAGUUUGGAAGUGGCGUGCAAGAAUCAGAGAAAAACAAAUUGGUUUUCUUUGAGGGUUGUUCUUAUAAUUUUGAUCUUGAUGAUUUGUUGAGAGCUUCGGCGGAGGUUCUUGGAAAGGGUAGUUAUGGAACUGCAUAUAAAGCUAUCUUGGAGGAGUCAACAACGGUUGUAGUGAAAAGGUUGAAAGAAGUUGUGGUUGGCAAGAGGGAAUUUGAACAACAGAUGGAGAUUGUAGGAAGCAUUGGACGGCACCCCAAUGUCGUUCAGCUUCGCGCUUAUUAUUAUUCGAAGGAUGAGAAGCUUUUGGUUUGUGACUAUUUCCCAAAUGGCAAUCUAUCUACACUCUUACAUGGUACUAGGACAGGUGGAAGAACUACAUUAGAUUGGAACACGCGAGUAAAAAUCACCCUCGGAAUCGCGAGAGGAAUUGCUCACUUACAUUCAGUUGGUGGUCCAAAAUUCACACAUGGAAAUGUGAAAUCCUCCAAUGUCCUCCUAAACCAAGAUAAUGACAGCUGCAUUUCCGAUUUCGGACUGACACCAUUUAUGAAUGUUCCUGCGACCCCUUCUAGAGCCAUAGGCUACCGUGCUCCUGAGGUGAUUGAAACUCGGAAGCACACUCAUAAGUCAGACGUGUAUAGUUUUGGUGUCCUACUUUUGGAAAUGCUUACAGGGAAAGCACCACAACAGUCUCCGGUACGCGAUGACAUGGUUGAUCUCCCUAGGUGGGUUCAGUCUGUUGUUCGGGAGGAGUGGACUGCUGAGGUUUUCGAUGUCGAGCUAAUGAGGUACCAAAACAUUGAAGAAGAGAUGGUGCAAAUGUUGCAAAUUGGAAUGGCGUGUGUUGCGAAGGUUCCAGAUAUGAGGCCUAACAUGGAGGAAGUGGUGAGAAUGAUUGAAGAAAUUCGGCAAUCUGACUCGGAUAACCGACCGUCUUCCGACGAGAAUAAAUCUAAGGAUUUAAAUGUUCAAACUCCAUGAUCAACUCUAAUGCCCUUUUUGUUUCCUGUGUUCCAAGCAAGGUGAUUUAUUGAAACUUUUUGUUUAGGAAGUAACAUUCAAUGGGAUAUAAAAGAACAUGAAACACUUCUCUCAGAUUGAGUUACUUCAAUUAUUUUGUUUAGUUGGAAAGUUUUAAUUUUCUUGGAAUUCUGAUGUAUUAGAGUUGUGAUUUAAUUGAUUGAUGAUCUUCAUUCAAGAACAAUUGAUCUUCUUGAAUUGUUGUUAGUACCACCAAUAAAUGUCUAUUUGCAUGAA